UUCCCCCUAGCUGAUCAUUGCCUGGCCAGCCUUCAACAGUGAUUCCUAGGGCGAACGCUUUCCGCUGGGAAGCUUAUAUCCAUGGCGUCUGCCAUCUCUCCGUGCCUUCUCGCAGGCCGAUCUCUAGUAUCAACGCAUCGUGUUCGUUAUGGCACUCCGCUGUCGGUGCCUAGAGACUUGCGUUUCACGGAGCAACGCAGGUUUGCAGACUUCUCCGUGCACGCGAAAAAGAAGAAGGUCGCCGAAGCUCCAGUAGUAGAGGAGGUGGUGGAAGAAGAGUUAGUCGAAGAGGAAAUUCCCGAGGAGGAAGCGGAGCCGUCGUGGGUGUCUGAGCGGGUGACCGAUGUCCAGCAGACAGUCCAGUCAGUAAUGCAGGCCGUUCCGGGACCACGUGUAGGCGAAUCGAAUAUGCCAUGGCUUGUCGCCUUGCCACUGGGAUACAUGGCUCUGACUUUCGUUCUGGCAGUGUAUAAAACCGUGAAAAUGCGAAGCUCUCCCAAGGCGAAGCGCAGACGACAGAUCGGGAAGAAUGCUGGCCUUAAUCAGACCAUCGACGAAUUCUUGCCGGAUAAUAAAGCAGCUCUGACUUCGAAGGAGCUCAAGUCGCUCGAGAAGAAGUUCAACUUCAGCUCAGAUGAAAUUCUUCGCAAGUACAUUCGCUACAUCAUCAACGAAAAGCCCUUCACCCCGGAGACGGUAUCCGGCCUGAUUCACCUUCGGCGAGUGUCUGGCCUCGAUGACCUUGAGAUUGCCGAGGUGCUCAACGAGAUCUCUCGGAGAAUCGUUAAAGCCAAAGGUCCUGUUGUGAUGGACACAACUGGUUUCACUGAGAAGGGAGUGCAGAGGAAGGCAGCAGUGCAAGGAAUCUUCACGAAGCUCCUCUAUUUGUCUGAGCUGGAUGACUUCUGUGGGCCAUCUGGGCGCGAGAAGCUUGAAAUCAAAAGCAUUUUUGGAGUCACGGAUGAGGAUGCUGCAUCAAUCAGGAUUGUGAGCUUGUCUUCAUCAGCAGACCUGGAUGCGCUGGACAAAUCAUUAGAUGCUGGCGACUCAUCUGAUUCGGAAGCAGAUGAGCCAUGAACAUUGACCUGCAACCUAAUAUACUGGAACACUUUAGGUCGUGCAGUUGCGGUUUAGGUUGCCACGUUGCGGACCUAGGCACCAGUAGAUGGAUAGCUAUUUGCACGUACGGUAGGUUGCAGUCAGAACUGUUUCGAUACGUUAAUGCAGAAGAGUCUUAGUCCAUUCAGUUAUUAACCAAAAGUGCAAGAUACUCAAAUUGUAA
This is a messenger RNA of Closterium sp. NIES-67, 1282 nucleotides long. The record is from the annotation of a GenBank genome assembly. NCBI's taxonomy places the organism in Eukaryota, Viridiplantae, Streptophyta, Zygnematophyceae, Desmidiales, Closteriaceae.